AUGGAAGAUUACCUUGAUCUUAUGAGAUGUUUUGAAGUUAAGAAGAGAGAGAUAAAAGCAUCAAGUGAUAGACAAGUAACUAUAAAGAUACCUGCAGCUUUGAUUGACCAGACUAAGGAACUCACUGGAAAAACAGUCCGAGAAAAGAUACAAUAUACAAAAUAUAAGGACCAAGUAGAGCUUACAGGUGAUAAAAUUAGACUUGAUCCUGAUAUCAUGAAAGGAUUCUUUACAGAAUCGUUGGAAAGCAUUGUCGACCAUUUAAAGGAUCUCUUUCGUUUACCGCAGUUGCAAGAAUGUCAAACAAUACUUAUGGUAGGCGGUUACUCCGAGUCGUCCAUUCUUCAGGAAAGAAUAAGAACUUGUUUCCAAAAGAAGAAUGUGAUAAUACCAGCUGAUGCAGGACUUGCUGUUCUAAAGGGAGCAGUAAUUUUUGGUCACAACCCGUCUUUUAUUGCGGAAAGAAUAUGCAAGUUUACGUACGGAACUGAAACCUCACAUGUCAAGGACAGUUCAUGCACCCAUCGUGAAACUACAACUUUUAUUGCAGAAGGUGAAGAAUUUUGCAAUGAUAUAUUUGACGUCCAUGUUCGUGCUGGAGAUGUUGUCCAAGUAGGUGAUUGGCAAGAAGAACAGUUAUAUACACCGGUUUAUCCGACACAGACGUCUAUAUCGUUUGGUAUUUAUUGUACAAAGAAUCGCUCACCUGAACUAGUAAACUGA
Molecule: messenger RNA, 723 nt
Organism: Ruditapes philippinarum (Manila clam)
Lineage: Eukaryota; Metazoa; Mollusca; Bivalvia; Venerida; Veneridae
Product: heat shock 70 kDa protein 12A-like
Exons: 1
Coding region: 1-723 (240 amino acids)
Source: RefSeq, a predicted model, not a curated record